Messenger RNA from Somion occarium, 2008 nucleotides. The record is from the annotation of a GenBank genome assembly. Lineage: Eukaryota; Fungi; Basidiomycota; Agaricomycetes; Polyporales; Cerrenaceae.
GAUAAUGAAGCAUUGUUAGACGUUAGACGCCCGAUACGAUACUACUGUACGUGCGCUUUCGUAGUAUGUACUGUACCGCCCACUGGUAACGCUAUGUUACGACGAGCACGUUUGUGAUAGUAUCUUUGAACACGCUUAGGAGGUGUUACAAACAGAGCUCGAAUCAUGACAGAGGGUGUGUCCUUUCAAUCGUACGACAAACGGAAGUAUCAACGCCAACUUCGAGGAUGGUUGAGUUACGCCUUCGCAAGUGAAGUCUUUGUAAUCGUGUCCUUGACUCUGUUUCUUCCCAUAUGCUUGGAACAAUUCGCCAGAGACAAUGGCUACCUCCUUCCUGACAGGACCGUUCCCUGUUCCACAGUCCAACCAUUAGAUGCCUCUGAAGACAGAAGAUGUGUUGUGAAACUAGGCUGGUUGUGGAUAGACACAGCAAGUUUCAGUCUAUACGUCAACUCUCUCUCCGUGGCUUUGCAGGCACUUACCGUUAUAUCCAUGGGCGGUAUUGCAGACCAUCCACCGCAUCGAAAACGCAUCUUGCUGUUCUUCGCCUUCUUCGGCGCUAUUUCCGCAAUCCUCUUUCUCAUUCUAUCCUCCAGCUCGCCAUUAUGGCCUCUUUCAGCCUUGCUUGCCAUAUGUGCAAACGUAGGCUUUGGCGCUUCGGUAGUGGCUAUGAAUGCGUAUCUACCAACACUUGCUCAGGAAUCCGAAGAAGUCUCACAGAAGCGAGAAGCGUUGCACUCUUUAGCCGCCUCUCGACCCUCAAUUGAUUCUCAACCUAGACCUGCAGCUCUGGAGUCAGACAAUGUUGAUCAACCACUGCUUUCUCAUCACGCCACCGAACAUGUUGGAACUGACGACUCCGAACGAGCGAAGUUACAUUCAGAAUAUCACGCUGUUCUGUCAGCAGCAACCUCGCGAAUAUCUUCUUUAGGUAUCGCACUUGGCUAUGGAGCUGGUAUCAUCCUCCUCCUCGCGACUCUCAUUCCUGUGACGAAACUGGGAGGCUCCACGUUCUCGCUACGUCUCGCUAUAGGUCUUAGUGGGAUCUGGUGGGGGUUAUUCUCACUUCCGUCUGCUCUUUGGCUGCCCGGCUCCUCCUCUAGUGAGCCUGUAGAGGAAUGCGACGAGUCUAUUACGUUUCAUGCAUCAGGCGACUGGAGCAUGGGGCGGGAGAUUAUCAACGCAUGGAAACGCCUAGGUGGUAUGCUCCGCUGGCGCGAAAUCAAGAAACUCAGAAACACAUUCGAGUAUCUUGCAGCCUGGUUCCUCCUAUCGGAUGGAUUCACCACCAUAACUUCCACUGCAGUUCUCUUUGGAAAGACUACACUCCACAUGCCUGCUUCAUCCCUGAUUCUGAUAGGCGUUAUCACACCCACCUCUGGGAUCAUCGGUUCCCUCGUGUGGCCUAUGAUCCAAAGACGGUUGGGGUGGUCGAACAUUAGAGUGCUGGUCACUUUGGUGGGUAUGGCAUCGGUCAUACCUGCGUACGGAUGUCUCGGCUUCUUGAGUUUCUUCCAGCAUAGUGUCAAGUUUGGCGGCCUGACGACUCCAGGAGAGAUGGAUCUGUGUAUGGUGCCUUCCAAGGGUAUGCAAGAGCUUUCUAUUCAGAGCUCAUACCUCCAGGCGAAGAAGCACGUUGGUAUGGACUGUUCUCGAUUACAGACAAGUCUAGUUCAUUCGUCGGACCAUUAGUUGUUGGCUUGAUAGCAGAUACUACCGGGAACAUUCGAUAUGCGUUCUUCUUUCUUGUCUUUAUGGUUUGGAGUGCCGUACCGAUAUUGUUGAGUAUUAAUGUUGAGAAGGGACGGAAGGACGCCAGGGAAUACGUGUAUCGCGGAGGAAGGUAGUAUUUCUACCGGGACUAGAUUUCAUGCAGGUAUCUCACUCUUUGUAACAUAUUUAAGCAUGGCGCUCAGUUGUUCUUGCUCUUCUCCCUCACACCGACGAAUCAACUACUAAGAGUCCGUCUUGCGAAUUGCUAAGCUCCUCGUUAUCAUUGUCCUGAUCC